UCAAAAUUUAUAAAAAGUUAACCCAUUUUUUUAAGGGGCCAAAGACAAACAAAUAAUGGCUUCUUAUCAAGCUGUUUGUACCGCCGGUUUUGUACACCUCGUCCUUGGGAUAUCGCUAUUCCAUUCGCAAAUUGAUAGCUGUUCACCUGCUCCGAAUUUGGGCGGAUGGAUUUUCGUGGUAGCUCUAAUGCUUAUGGCCACCGAUAUUAAAAUGUAUCCGGAUCGGUAUACGCAUUUGCCAUAUGCUAUUCAGUUUCUGGUGGAGGUGAUCGCAUGUUUGGCUAUGCUGGAGUUCUUCACGAUCGUGGUGUGGUGCUCGUUGGAGAGCCUGAUUUUUCACACUGCACGGCUUUUUUUUUUAUUCUUGGGAAUGAGCGAUGAGAGUUUCUUGAACUGGGAGUAUUGGCUCCUGUUAAUACCCACCACGGCUAUGGCUGGCGUUUUAUUGUUUCUAAUUAAAAUGGCUGUUAUACCUCUCUUCGAUAUUAAGUCGGUCUAUGAAAAGCAUGAAAUUAAGGUACAUUUGGACAGGGGUGUUUACAUGGACCUGACAAGUAAAAAAAAACAGAGAAUGAGAAGGCAGAAGAAUUUCCCAGUAAAAUCGUCGAAUUAAUUAAUUUAUUUUAUAGAUAUGUGCACUCAAAUUUCAAGUUUUAUCGUUAAGCCCAAUCCAAUAAUGCUAGUUAGUAAGAGCAAAAAUUAAAAAUUGAAUUUAAAAUUUAUUUGUACAAAACCAUUUUCUAAAUU
Messenger RNA from Drosophila rhopaloa, 747 nucleotides. RefSeq lists its product as uncharacterized. The record is from RefSeq and is a predicted model, not a curated record. NCBI's taxonomy places the organism in Eukaryota, Metazoa, Arthropoda, Insecta, Diptera, Drosophilidae. The transcript has a single exon. Bases 56 to 613 code for a protein of 185 amino acids.